Molecule: messenger RNA, 465 nt
Organism: Symbiodinium natans
Lineage: Eukaryota; Dinophyceae; Suessiales; Symbiodiniaceae
Source: the annotation of a GenBank genome assembly
AUGGCUCGAGUGCACCGCAAGCCUGGCGCCAGGCUCUUCGCCUGUGCCAUCGCCGCGCUGUUCGUCGGAUCUGCCAUCUCCUUUGUCGCUCCGCGGCCCAGGGUGGACACUCGGGCUCCAAGCGUAUCCCGAGAGUUCUUCAAGACCUCCCAAGAGCCAGCUGCUAGCCGAGCGGCGGAGUAUGAGGAGGAAACGUUGGGGGACAAGAUCAAGGCGGCGUGGAAGAACGACAGCCUGCAGAAGUUCAUCGCUUUCGUCGCCACGGCUUCCACCGCGAUGGAUGUGCUCGGGCUCUUCACGGGCGAGGCCUCGGUGACUGCCGGCAUUGGCGAGGCCCUGGCUUCCUUGGACACGAGCGUGGCCCUCCAGGAGGGCCAGUCUGCAGCCGAGGCCCUCGCGGACGCGGCGCAGUCGGCAGACCUCGGCGAGUCCACGGAGUCCAUUACUGACUUGAUGCAGAAAUGA